ACAAAUAAAUUAAUCAAUUUAAGACUAGAUUUUGACCAUAAAGGACUAUCAUUCUUUCAAAGAUAAAGGGAGCAAACGUUUAAAAAAGACAAAGGAUGAAGUAAAUCCUAAAUGUAGCAAUAGCAACUUUAUAGGACAAUUCUUUAGCAACUUUAUACAUACCACCUUAUUCUCCCCCCUUUUUUUCCUUGUCUAUCUAUUUCCCCAUUACCUCGUCUUCUGUCUCCUCCUUUCCCCUCACUCACACUCUCUCUCUCUACUUUCUCCCUCUAAAACCCAAUGACUUCGACCCCAAACACUCGAACCGAAACACACUACCGCGGCGUCCGCAAGCGGCCCUGGGGCCGCUACGCGGCCGAAAUACGCGACCCAUGGAAAAAAACCCGGGUUUGGUUAGGCACAUUUGACACACCCGAAGAAGCCGCCCUCGCUUACGACGGCGCUGCCCGCGCUCUCCGUGGCAUCAAAGCUAAAACCAACUUCCCUCUUCUCUCUCCGCCUCUACCAUCGCCGCCUCCGCCGCCGCCACCACCGCCGUCUUCUUCCGUCUCUCUCGACCUCAAUCUCCGGCCCAAUACCACCUCUUGGGCCGGUGUAAAUGUUUCGGCCCACCAAGGGGGGUUCGUUGAGUAUUUGAGAACUGGGUCCGGUCCAUCUGUGAGAGGGUCCGGUAAUGUUGGGCCUAGAGUUGAUGGGCUGGGGUUGGAUUUGGGUUUGAGAAGUGGGCCUGGGCCUGUGCGUGGGCGUGGGCUUGGUGUUGACUUGAAUGAGCCUCCUCCUCUUUGGCUAUGAAUAAUAUUGGGUUUAAUUAAUAAUCUAACUAUGUAGUAUUAGUAUUAUUAGUGGUAAUUAUGCGAUUAAGGUAGUUGAUUGAGAUGUUUAGGCUCUCUCCAUUUUUGUACUACUACUAGUCAAUCUGAUAUUCUAGAUUUCUAGAGUAGUAUAAGUAUAAAUUUUUGUUUAACCUAUGCUAUUUUGGGAAAGAGUUUUAGAGCUUAAAGAGAAUGAGAGUGGAAGUAAAAAAAAAAAAUAUUAUGAUUGUAGUAUUAAUUAGUUGUAAUAUAAUUAAUAAUUCAGUUUCCAAACAGUACUAUGUUUAAUUUGUACAAUAAUUAAUUGUUUGAGUCAUGUUAUAUUUUGUCAAAAGCCAAAAAGCAUUUGUCUAUAUUGAUCCGCAUAAUUACUUUUAUUCAAUUAUUGUCUCUUUCAGGUUCGAUAUCCUUAGCUAGAUUAAUACUCCCUCCGUUUUUUUUUUUUUUUUAUAAGUUGUAACAUUAUUUAUAAUUCCUACUCACGUAGAAAGGGCUCAUUAAUUACACCCAACUGAUUGCUGACCUCAA
Chenopodium quinoa (quinoa) is the source of this 1340-nucleotide messenger RNA. Its product is annotated as ethylene-responsive transcription factor 12-like. The record is from RefSeq and is a predicted model, not a curated record. The coding region runs from base 280 to 792 and encodes 170 amino acids. The transcript has a single exon. NCBI's taxonomy places the organism in Eukaryota, Viridiplantae, Streptophyta, Magnoliopsida, Caryophyllales, Amaranthaceae. Gene Ontology annotation, biological process: regulation of DNA-templated transcription. Gene Ontology annotation, molecular function: DNA-binding transcription factor activity; DNA binding.